AUGUUACUCAGGAUCAAGGGGUUAAUGCAGGAAAGUAAUGAAGCGUCUCUAUGAUAUUUAUAAUACCUCCUAUCACUAACGCUGUGCAAAAUCACUUGCCAAAGGCGAUGGCCACAGCAGCAAUAAGUGACCAAGGAACUGAAGCACUAACCAACAUUUCGACUUUUCAAUUUAACCAUUCACUUCUUUAGUGGCAAAUCCACAGCCACAUCCCCAUUAAGUAGCUCAAACCACCACCUGGUCACCCCUGGCACUUCAGCACACAUCAUUCUCAUCCCAAUCAUUAUCUUGAACAGGCCAAGAAUAUUACCAAUCAGUGACUGGGCAACAGCCAGCAUGGCAUCUCCCAAAUCUUCCAACUCCACCCCCUCGAAAGGCCGCCACCACCCAUCGCCUUCGACGCCCCCUUUCCAAAUCUUGGCGCACCGGAUGUUCGAAUCAACGUGUACGGUCAGGACUUCCAUCUUCAUAGUACCAUCCUCAAGCUGAACUCCAAGUUUCUAUCGGGAAUCUUAGACGAUGCAGACAGAUUGGGUGUGGGACCCGUCGGCAGAUUCAAGUACGAUUACACGUUUACAAUAAGCGACGAUGGAAGUUGUGGUAUUGUUCUCACUGCGCAAGUCGUCGCUGAAACACGAGCUGGUACUACAGACUGAACAGUAGUAUUGGGUUGAAAUAUGCUCGAAUUGAUAUCCCACAGGCUCUUAGAGUGGGCCAACAUGCGAAUUACCAAAAGGACCAACCGCCGCCUCCUUACACCAAGAAUUUGAGUCGAACAAAGACAAAUCCAGUGGUGGAGCUACUGUGAAUACCAAUCACCAAACCUCUGAUAUUUUACAACAGGCGAAAGACAUGGCAAGAGGUUCUACUCAUGUAUUCUCUGCAAUUUACAAUAAAGAUUUCGCCAUCACGUCUGUCGAAGAGAUCUUGGAUGCAAUCAGAGUUGCAAAUUAUCUCCAGAUCAAACCGCCCUUCUCGAAGGCCCUGGAUCGGGUUUUUCGUCGUCGUCCUGAAUGCACUUCCGAUGGUCAAGAGAUUCAAUUCGCGGACCUCAUUCCCAAAGCUCCGUUCAUAAUGCUACUGGUUGCGAAACAUUUACACAAUCGAGUUCUCUUCAACGAUGCGCUGGUUCAUUCGGUUGCAACGUGGCCGAGCAUCAAGAAACAAUUCGAUAAUGCAGAUGCUGAGGAUAUGAAGUUAGUCGGAGAUCUCAUGAAAAUCACCUUGGCAGGCUAUGAGAAGCUUCAGGCAAAGAUCAUCUCGGCAAUGCAAAUUCUUUUCAAAGCCUGUGGUGAGACGGCUGGUGUCUGUAAGCAUCUUCGAGCCUGCGCAGACAGCCUCAAUGAGAAAUCACCUGUGACAAGUAAUGCACAUUACUAUCGCCAAAUUCUCAUUCGACUGGAGAAGAACUUGGAUGAUCAUCAAAAGCAUCAGAACUGCGCUUUCAAAAACGCUAAAAGGGCUGUGGAGGGAUUGCUGAAGAGUAAUUUGAAGAUUGGCGAUAAGGCUUUUCAUAAUCGUACCAGAGCUGGUGUUGGAGCUUACCAACGCAAAUUCCUCUGUGCUGAAAUUGAUGACAAGGAUUUGCCGUUGAAUGUCAACGAACAGAGUUAA
Messenger RNA from Hymenoscyphus albidus, 1614 nucleotides. The record is from the annotation of a GenBank genome assembly. Lineage: Eukaryota; Fungi; Ascomycota; Leotiomycetes; Helotiales; Helotiaceae.